AUGGAUGUGGUAACACAGCCAACCCAACAAGCUACUCAAGCUACACAGAAAUAUCUUAUCGAUAAGUUUUCACAAGAGCAAAUUGAUGACGAUGUUGUUUGUCGAGUAAUAUGUACUUCUGGUCAGAUUAAUCUUCGAGAUUUGAAGGUGAAGCCAGAGGCAGUGUUGAAGAAUCCUGCAUCGAUAAAGAAGACAUGGACAUUUGGUAGGAACCAAGCGUGUGAUUAUUAUUUAGGAGAUAUAUCAAGACUUUCGAAUCGGCAUUUUGUCAUCAUGCUUGGGGAAGAGGGGACGCUUAUGAUCAAGGAUACAUCUACCAACGGGACUUGGUUAAAUGGCGCCCGGAUACAGAAGGAUACCAAUCACAUCCUUACACAGGGGGACGAGAUCAGUGUUGGCGUAGGCGUUCCAAAGGAUGUGGUUAGUUUGGUUAUAUUUGUUAACGAAAAUUUCAAACGAACGUUGAAAGAACUUGGUAGUGCGAGGAGAGUUGGGUCCCCAAGUUCAUCUGAAACAGGAAGAGGGUUGGGUGAAAUCGAACUAAAGGGAAUACACAAAAAAUACUCAAUAUCGGACUCCAUUGUGGGGCAAGGUGCCUUUGCAACAGUCAAAAAAGCCGUUGAAAGGUCAACUGGUAAAACUUUUGCUGUAAAAAUAAUACAUAAACGGAAAGUCAUGGAUAAAUUUGAUGGGGUGAAGCGAGAGCUAGAUAUCUUGCAGAAACUUGACCACCCUCGUAUUGUCAAGCUCAAAGACUUUUAUGAAGAUGAUGAUAAUUACUACAUGUUGAUGGAGUUUGUUAGUGGAGGAGAUUUAAUGGAUUUUGUUGCGGCGCAUGGAACCGUUGGGGAAGAUGCCGGAAGAGAAAUAACCAGACAAGUACUAGAGGCUGUUAAAUACAUGCAUGAUCAAGGUAUCAGCCAUAGAGAUUUAAAACCAGAUAAUAUUAUGAUAGAACAAGAUGACCCAGUCCUGAUCAAAAUUACUGAUUUUGGCUUAGCUAAAGUUCAGAAUCAGAACACUUUUUUGAACACAUUCUGUGGUACACUUGCAUACGUGGCUCCUGAAGUUAUAGAAGGGAAAAAUAUUGAGGACAAAACCAACAGAGAUCUUUAUUCAUCUCUGGUAGACAUGUGGUCUAUUGGGUGUCUGGUAUAUGUCAUUCUGACCGGUCAUCUUCCAUUUAGUGGUCAGUCUCAAAAUGAACUUUUCAAGCAAAUCAAACGUGGUUCGUACCACGAGGGUCCAUUAAAAGACUAUAGAAUAUCUGAAGAGGCACGGAAUUUCAUCGACUCUUUAUUAAAUGUUGAUCCAAAGGAACGAAUGGACGCCGAAAAAGCGUUGCAACAUCCUUGGAUCAAGAUGGCAUAUACUGAUAGUGCAGAAUCGCAGAUAUCCAUAUCACAGUCUUUGUCUCAGCAGAAGUUCGUAGAUAGCAUGAAUGAACUGGAAUAUGGUUCUUAUUUGGCAAAGAAAAGAUCAGAAGCUUCCAAAAAGGAGCCUGCGCAACCAUUGUCUAAAACUACAAAUAAGGACCCUGUAUUCAAAGUUCCACAAAUUGCACCACUAAAAGCUAGUCAACCACAGGGUCUCCAAUUUAACUCUUCUAAAGCCAAUCCGAUGAAAUCACAUAAUAAUCAUAAUUCAGAUACCUCUUCUAACUCCCAGAAUAACAAACGCAUAAGCAGGCCUUUAACAAAGGUAAACGGAAAUGGUCUAUUCCUUACGUUGCAUUCACUCCCUAACUCUUCAAUCAAAGGGAAGAUUGAAAUAAAACAGGGUAUCAAUCCAUUCUUUAUCGGUAGAUCCGAUGAAUGUAACUGUAAAAUUGACGAUAAUCGUUUAUCGAGGAUACACUGUUUUAUUCUAAAGAAGAGACAUGCCGUUGGUGAUAGCAUAUAUGAAUCACCUGCACAAGGUUUGGACGAUGUGUGGUACUGCCAGAGUGGAACUAAUUCUAGUUAUGUGAAUGGUAAAAAAGUUAUAUCUGGUACUAAGAUUUUACUGCAUGAAGGUGACGAAGUACAAAUCAUAUGGGACAAGACAAAUGGUGACACCGUCUCUUUCCAGGUUGAAUUCAAUGAUACCACUGGUUUAUUCCAAAAAGGUAAGAGAGAUAUAAAUGAAAAGAACUCCAAAGUCUUGCUGCAUAAGCAAACCCAAGAAGAAUUGGGUCUCGUUCCAAAGUUUAUGGAGUUUAUGAAGUCAAGGUCAUCACAUCAUCCAAGGAGUCAAAAAGAACAACAAUUGUCGAUCAAUUAUCUAUCUCAAAACUCUGAUUCUGCAGAUGAAAAUACAGAACAAAGCACAAAUAAUGCUCUCAAAAGAGUUCAUUCAGUAUCUCUUUCACAAUCACAACCUCAGACAACGAAAAGGGCAAAACUUGCUCAAACACAGAAACCAGAUUUUGAAGGAUUUUUGUGA
Kluyveromyces marxianus DMKU3-1042 is the source of this 2424-nucleotide messenger RNA. It is a transcript of the gene RAD53, whose product is annotated as serine/threonine/tyrosine protein kinase RAD53. The coding region runs from base 1 to 2424 and encodes 807 amino acids. Gene Ontology annotation, molecular function: protein binding; DNA replication origin binding; protein serine/threonine/tyrosine kinase activity. Gene Ontology annotation, cellular component: cytoplasm; nucleus. Lineage: Eukaryota; Fungi; Ascomycota; Saccharomycetes; Saccharomycetales; Saccharomycetaceae. The record is from RefSeq and is a predicted model, not a curated record. Gene Ontology annotation, biological process: DNA repair; protein phosphorylation; DNA damage checkpoint signaling. The transcript has a single exon.